Molecule: messenger RNA, 675 nt
Organism: Arabis nemorensis
Lineage: Eukaryota; Viridiplantae; Streptophyta; Magnoliopsida; Brassicales; Brassicaceae
Source: the annotation of a GenBank genome assembly
AUGGCGUCUUCCGAUGGAUUAGCAAGCGUCGAUCCUUGGUCAUACCGACAAGGAUUCGAGGUAGAUUCAUGGUUACUUCCUGAUACUUUCUCUCACGACAACGAUUUACUCGCCAGAGCUCUCCACACCACCGUCACAUCCUCAUCCCCUCACACUCUCUAUCAACCCUCCGAUUUCUUCGAUUCCGCCGCCGUCUCUCACACCUUAUCCUCUACCCUCUCCGGUAGUACUGGUUCCGAUCCGGAAAUCGUCGCCGGAGGAGGAGGAGCUAAACGGAAACGUAACUGUCUUCUAACCGAUAAAGCCGCCACGAAACGCCGAUCUCGCGCUUCGAAGAAAUCUCAGACUACUUUCAUAACGGCGGAUCCGUCGAAUUUUCGACAGAUGGUUCAGCAAGUCACCGGCGCUAAUUACGUCGAUGAUUCUACCUCCGUGGUUUUUAAUCCGAUCCUCAAGCCGGAGCCGUAUAGACUCGUUAAUCGACUAUCCACGGCGGUUCCGACGCUCGAUACAUCGGCAUUUUUGUCUAACCAUCAACAAGAGAACGCUUUCUCCGGUAACGGCGGCGUAGGAUUACCGACGGGGAAAUCUAGUGGAACGGUGGAAGCUGGUGGUGGCUCCGCCGUGGAUACUUACCCAAAUUUCCCGACGCUUGAAUCGUGGAAAGUUAUGUAA